AUGCAUUGUGGAUUAGUCUAUGUCCUGUGGAUGGGAUUCCUCUUGGUGACCGAGGCUUAUAAAAACGACAAAUGUGGAGGCAACAUCCGAAUCUCAAAUGCAAACUACCUCACCUCUCCCGGGUACCCCCAGUCUUACACCUCCUCUCAGCGCUGUACAUGGGUAAUCUCAGCUCCUGGCCCCCACCAGCGGAUCCUCAUCAACUUCAAUCCACAUUUUGACCUAGAGGAUCGAGAGUGCAAGUAUGACUACGUGGAAGUGCGAGACGGCAUAGAUGAGAGUGGUCAGCUGGUUGGCAAGUACUGCGGCAAGAUCGCGCCCUCUCCAGUCGUGUCCUCUGGAAACCAGCUUUUCAUCAAAUUUGUCUCUGACUACGAGACCCAUGGAGCAGGUUUCUCCAUACGAUAUGAGAUCUUCAAGACAGGUCCUGAAUGCUCUAGGAACUUCACCUCCAGCAGUGGUGUCAUAAAAUCACCAGGCUUUCCAGAAAAGUAUCCUAACAACCUCGACUGUGCUUUCAUGAUAUUUGCCCCGAGGAUGUCCGAAAUUAUCUUGGAGUUUGAGAGCUUUGAAUUAGAGCCUGACCCAACGCCUCCUACUGGUGUCUUCUGCCGUUAUGACCGUCUGGAGAUCUGGGAUGGCUUUCCUGGAGUUGGACCAUACAUUGGCAGAUACUGUGGACAGAACACACCAGGAAGAAUCAUCUCUUACACCGGCAUCUUGGCACUUACAAUCAACACCGACAGUGCCAUUGCCAAGGAGGGUUUCUCUGCCAACUUCACAGUCAUCGAAAGGACUGUUCCAGAGGACUUUGACUGCAGCGACCCGUUGGGAAUGGAAUCGGGUGAGAUAACAUCUGACCAAAUCGUGGCCUCAUCCCAGUACAACCCAAGCUGGUCCCCUGAGCGCUCCAGACUUAACUACUAUGAAAAUGCUUGGACCCCUGCUCAGGACUCAAACAAGGAGUGGAUACAGGUGGACCUUGGGUUCUUACGUUUUGUCUCAGCCAUCGGUACCCAGGGAGCGGUUUCACAGGAGACCCGAAGGACUUAUUUUGUCAAGUCCUACAAAGUCGAUGUCAGUUCAAACGGAGAGGACUGGAUCACGCUAAAGGAGGGCUCAAAACAAAAGGUUUUUCAGGGUAACACUAACCCAACAGAUAUCGCCAAGACGAUGAUGCCCAAACCCACUCUGACACGCUUUAUCCGCAUCCGUCCUGUUACCUGGGAAACAGGCAUUGCACUGCGCUUUGAAGUGUAUGGAUGUAAAAUAUCAGAGUAUCCAUGCUCGGGCAUGCUGGGCAUGGUAUCUGGCUUGAUCACCGAUAACCAAAUCACUGCAUCAUCUCACACCGAUCGGAGCUGGGUACCAGAGAACGCUCGUCUGCUGACUAGCCGGACUGGUUGGACCCUGCUGCCACAGCCCCAGCCUUUCACCAGGGAAUGGCUACAGGUGGACCUUGGGGAGGAAAAAGUGGUGAAGGGACUGAUCAUUCAGGGCGGGAAGCACCGUGAGAACAAGGUCUUCAUGAAGAAGUUCCGCCUUGGCCACAGCAACAACGGGUCUGACUGGAAAAUGGUUUUGGACGCCAACGGAAACAAGCCUAAGAUCUUUGAGGGGAAUAGCAACUAUGACACUCCUGAGUUGAGGGCGGUGGAACCCCUGCUGACCCGCUUCAUCCGAAUCUAUCCAGACCGUGCCACGGCUACUGGAAUGGGCCUUCGACUUGAGCUUCUGGGCUGUGAUAUUGAAGCUCCCACAGAUCCUCCUUCUACGACUCCCCCGGCCACUACUCCAUCAGACGAUUGCGACGAUGACCAAGCGAACUGCCACAGUGGCACAGGUGAUGACUACGAUAUCACAGGUGCUACAACGAUGCCGGAAACCACAACGGCUACAGUGGAUAUUGUCCCAGAUUUUCAGUGGUUUGCCUGCGAUUUUGGCUGGGCCAAUGACCCAUCGUUCUGCAGGUGGACUUCUGAGGACACUGGCUCUCGGUGGCAAAUCCAGUCUAGUGGAACCCCAACUCUGAACACUGGACCCAAUAUGGACCAUACAGGUGGCUCGGGAAAUUUCAUCUACACUUUGGCAACGGGCUUACAAGAGACUGAAGUGGCUCGACUUGUAAGCCCUGAGGUCACCUCCCCGGACUCUGACCUGUGUGUCUCAUUCUGGUACCACAUGUUUGGGUCGCACAUUGGUACACUGCAUAUCAAACAGCGCAAAGAGACCGUUGACGGACCCGCAGACAUCUUACUCUGGACUGUCAGCGGUCACCAGGGAAACCGCUGGAGGGAAGGCAGAGUCCUUCUGCCCCGCACAAAUCGACCGUAUCAGGUGGUGAUUGAAGGGUUAGUAGAGAGAAAGAGCUGGGGCGAUAUUGCGGUUGAUGAUGUUAAGGUUCUCAGUGGCCUCAGUGCGACCGAGUGUAAAGAUCCAGAUGUACCCACUGAGCCAAUGCUCCCAGAAGAUCGCUUUAAUGAAAUCAUUGAGGCAAUCACAGAAUACCCAGACUUUGUGGAGACCAACCAGAUCAGCGGAGCCGGCAACGUGCUAAAGACACUUGACCCAAUCCUCAUCACUAUCAUCGCUAUGUCUGCCCUGGGCGUUUUCUUAGGUGCCAUUUGCGGGGUCGUCCUUUACUGCGCCUGCUCACACGGAGGUGUAUCGGAAAGGAACUUAUCAGCCCUGGAAAAUUAUAACUUUGAACUGGUGGAUGGUGUCAAGUUAAAGAAGGACAAACUCAAUGUACAAAGCUCAUACACAGAGGCGUGA
Molecule: messenger RNA, 2775 nt
Organism: Nerophis lumbriciformis (worm pipefish)
Lineage: Eukaryota; Metazoa; Chordata; Actinopteri; Syngnathiformes; Syngnathidae
Source: RefSeq, a predicted model, not a curated record